Molecule: messenger RNA, 880 nt
Organism: Penaeus vannamei (Pacific white shrimp)
Lineage: Eukaryota; Metazoa; Arthropoda; Malacostraca; Decapoda; Penaeidae
Source: RefSeq, a predicted model, not a curated record
ACCCAGUGCACAGAUAGGCGCAGUUGUCAGCCUCGCCAACGAGAGGUCGGGUCGAAGUGCGUCGUUGGUCGUAGUUUGCGUCUCUCAAACCUUGAGGAGGUGAAGGUGACACUUGAAGAUGUCUCCUUUAUCUUACGUCUUCUUUGGGGUCUUUGGGCUCCUGGUGUUUUGCAGUGCAGUAACCAGCGAAGAAUCCCCGCCAUGGCCAAGGAUGGAAGAACAGCUGAGAAAGGAUUUGUUCAGCAACUACGACAAGAACGUUCGGCCGAAUAACACCACGAUCAUUUCGUUCAACGGGCCGUUCAUUAGGGAUGUUCAGCUGGAUGACAAAACCAACGCUAUUGAAAUGUUCUGCUGGUUGAACUUCCAAUGGCAAGAUGACCGCUUGAAGUGGGACGUGGCGAAGUAUGGUGGUGUGGACCUCCUCUCCGUUCCUGUGGACAUGUUGUGGUCACCUGAUAUUACAACCUACAACGCCCCGAGCGUCGACGACAUCCGGGUGAUCGACGACCAGCCCAUGGUGGUCAGGUCCACAGGCUCGGUGCUGUGGGUUCCCCCCGCCAAGCUCAGGUCAUCGUGCGCCGCUGACCUGAGGUUGUGGCCACGUGACACGCACGCUUGCAACAUCACGGUCGGGUCAUGGACUCAGUCGGCUCUCAUGGUUGACUUCGAUAUCCAGUCGCCUCCUGAGUUCAAGUUCUGACCGGCAAGGAGAGCAACAUGACCGGCUCGACGUGGGAGGUCCUGGAGGCCAACUCGACCAAGGAACCGAAGACCUACCCCUGUUGCCCUGAGGUCUACGUCGACGUCGCCCUCUCCCUCAGGCUCCGUCGCCACGCCCCCAGCAGCACCACGACGAUCUUCGUGCGGCCGUCUGUAC